Messenger RNA from Acanthochromis polyacanthus (spiny chromis), 8036 nucleotides. It is a transcript of the gene synj1, whose product is annotated as synaptojanin 1. Lineage: Eukaryota; Metazoa; Chordata; Actinopteri; Pomacentridae. Gene Ontology annotation, molecular function: nucleic acid binding; phosphatidylinositol-4,5-bisphosphate 5-phosphatase activity. Bases 158 to 5269 code for a protein of 1703 amino acids. Gene Ontology annotation, biological process: synaptic vesicle endocytosis; phosphatidylinositol dephosphorylation. The transcript is spliced from 32 exons. The record is from RefSeq and is a predicted model, not a curated record.
CUGUGUUUUUUAAAGGUAUUACGGUAGCGUGAGGAAGGCGUGCUUUGCGUCGGAAUGUACCAUUCUACGAACACACCGGGAAGGAUUUUGUUGUGACAGCGGAGUAACAACCCGGCGGGGGAGACGGUCAUAACAGUUUAUUCAUCUUGGAGCAACAAUGGCCUUCAGCAAGGGAUAUCGCAUUUACCACAAGCUGGAUCCACCACCUUACAGUGUCAUAGUGGAAACUAGGACCAGGGAGGAAUGUCUCAUGUUUGAAUCAGGCGCUGUUGCCGUUUUGUCGGCAGCAGAGAAGGAGGCCAUUAAAAGUACAUACAGCAAGAUUGUUGAUGCCUAUGGAAUUCUGGGCGUCCUUCGCUUGAACUUGGGUGACUCCAUGCUCCACAGUCUCGUGGUUGUGACAGGAUGCAGCUCUGUGGGCAAGGUGCAGGAUUCAGAGGUUUUCAGGGUCACACAGACAGACUUUAUCUCUCUGAAGAAUGACCCAGGAGAUGAAGACCGGAUUGCUGAGGUGCGAAAGGUCCUUAACUCAGGACACUUCUACUUUGCCUGGUCUGCCACUGGAGUCAGCAUGGACUUGAGUCUCAAUGCACAUCGCAGGAUCCUAGAAGACACCACAGAUAACCGCUUCUUUUGGAACCAAUCUCUGCACCUGCACCUCAAACAUUACGGAGUAAACUGUGAUGACUGGCUGCUGAGGCUGAUGUGUGGCGGUGUGGAGAUCAGGACCAUCUAUGCAGGGCACAAACAGGCCAAGGCCUGCAUCUUCUCCCGCCUCAGCUCAGAGCGAGCUGGCACUCGAUUCAAUGUCCGAGGAACAAAUGAUGAUGGGCAGGUGGCGAACUUUGUGGAGACUGAGCAGGUUAUUUUCCUGGAUGACAGAGUUUCAUCCUUCAUACAGAUCCGUGGGUCUAUUCCUCUUUUCUGGGAACAGCCGGGAAUCCAGGUCGGUUCACAUCGUGUCAAACUCUCAAGGGGAUUUGAGGCAAAUGCACCAGCAUUCGAAAGACACUUCACUGCACUGAGGAGGUUGUAUGGUAAGCAGGUGAUCAUCAACCUGCUUGGAAGUAAGGAAGGAGAACACAUGCUCAGCAAGGCGUUUCAGAGUCACUUGAAGGCGUCAGAGCAUGCAACAGCAGUGAAGAUGGUGAACUUCGACUACCAUCAAAACGUGAAGGGCGGCAAGGCCGAAAAACUCCACAGUGUCCUCAAACCCCAGCUCAGCAAAUUUAUCGAAGAGUGCGGGUUCUUCUACUACUCUGGAGAUAUGGGCAUUGCAAGGACUCAGGGAGGGACCAUCAGGACCAACUGUCUGGACUGUUUGGAUAGAACCAACAGCGUCCAAGCCUUUUUUGCUCUUGAGAUGCUGCCUAAGCAGUUGGAACAAAUGAAUUUGACAGAGAAGCCGCAGCUGGUGGCCCGGUUCCAGGAGGUUUUUAGAACCAUGUGGUCUGCCAAUGGUGAUUCCAUCAGUAAGAUCUACGCAGGCACAGGUGCUCUGGAUGGCAAGGCCAAGGCGGGGAAGCUGAAAGAUGGAGCUCGUUCUGUGACGCGGACCAUCCAAAACAACUUCUUCGACAGUUCGAAGCAGGAAGCUAUAGACAUCCUGAGGCUGGGCUCGACACUCAACAGUGAUUUGGCAGACAAAGCUCGGGCUUUGCUCACCACUUCCAGUCUUUAUGUCACUGAGCCUGUCUUACAAUCAGCCUCCCCAAGAGUAUUGCUGGGAAUGUGUCAGAACCACCAUAAAUACACAAAGCCCAAGCAGAUCCGGGUUUGUGUUGGCACCUGGAAUGUCAACGGGGGUAAACAGUUUCGCAGCAUUGCUUUCCGUAACCAGACGCUCAACGACUGGCUGCUGGAUGCUCCAAAGAAGGCAGGCCAUCCUGAGUUUCAGGACAGCAAAGCCAACCCCAUAGAUAUCUUUGCAAUCGGAUUUGAAGAAAUGGUUGAACUAAAUGCUGGAAACAUUGUCAGUGCCAGCACCACUAACCAGAAACUGUGGGCAGCUGAGCUUCAAAAAAACAUCUCACGGGACCACAAGUAUGUGCUUCUUGCUUCAGAGCAGCUGGUGGGAGUGUGCCUGUUUGUGUUCAUCCGCCCACAGCAUGCACCCUUCAUCAGGGAUGUAGCUGUGGAUACUGUAAAAACGGGAAUGGGUGGGGCCACAGGUAAUAAAGGAGGCGUGGCCAUCCGCCUGCUGUUCCAUACCACCAGCAUCUGCUUCGUCUGCUCCCACUUUGCUGCUGGCCAAUCACAGGUGAAGGAGAGGAACGACGACUACAGUGAGAUCACACGCAGACUCAGCUUCCCCAUGGGUCGUCUGCUGUACUCACACGAUUACGUGUUCUGGUGUGGAGAUUUUAACUAUCGUAUCAGCCUGCCCAAUGAGGAAGUGAAAGAGCUCAUCAAACAGCAGAGCUGGGAUGCUUUGACAGCUGGUGACCAGUUAUUGGACCAGAAGAAUGCUGGUUUGGUCUUCAGAGGUUUUAUUGAGGGGAAGUUGGAUUUUGCACCAACCUACAAGUAUGACCUCUUCUCAGAAGAUUAUGACACCAGUGAGAAGUGUCGCACACCAGCCUGGACUGACCGCAUACUUUGGAAGAGGAGAAAGUGGAACUUUGAUAAAACAGCUGAAGAGAUGAAUGUAGUAGGAGCAGCUUCCACAUUUGGGGAGAAUGAGGAAGAUCCAGAUCAUCCCUGGAGUGCUGGCACUUUAAUGUACUAUGGCAGGGCUGAGCUGAAGACCUCAGAUCACAGGCCUGUGGUGGCAAUAAUGGAUGUGGACAUCCUAGAGGUCGACCCAGAAGCCCGUCACCAGGUCUACAAAGAUGUCAUUGCCCUGCAGGGGCCUCCAGAUGGCACUAUACUGGUGUCACUCUGCACCUCUGGCCCUGAUGACUACUUUGAUGAUGCACUCAUAGAUGAGCUGUUGGACAAGUUUGCUAAUUUUGGAGAGGUCAUCCUCAUCAGGUUUGUUGAGGAGAAGAUGUGGGUGACCUUCCUGGAAGGUUACUCUGCUCUGGCUGCUCUGUCUCUCAGUGCUUCCACUGUCCUUGGCAAGAUGAUUGACAUCCGUCUGAAGAGUCCAGGCUGGAUCAAGAGUCUGGAGGAGGAGAUGAGUGUGGAGAGGAUCUGCGGAAGCAUUCCCACAUCAGCCAGCUCCACCCUGCUGGCCGAAGACACAGACAUGGGUGACGACGAUUAUGAUAUGGAAGGUGAUGUGGAUGAGGAGGUGGAGGAGAUCCUUCCCCAGCAUCUGCAGCCCGGAGCAGGCUCUGGCCCAGGAUCCUCCCCUCUCCCUUCUCCUCGCAGUAGUCCCUGUCCCUCCCCUACCCAUGGAGAACCUCCUGUCCCCAGCAGGCCUGGUCGUGGACCACAACCUUCCCGACCAUCACAAGGACCUCCUGUAGAUUUCCAGCCCGGUGCCCCCACAGCUCAAAGCAUGGAGCCCAAACGCCCACCUCCCCCUCGUCCCAAUGCGCCCCCAGCUAGACCUGCACCACCUCAACGCCCACCACCACCUUCAGGAGGCAUGAGCCCUCUCCCAGUUAGAAAGGACUCUGCAGACUUUGGCCCAUGCCCCAGCCCACUGCUUGGUAGGAGAGGCAGUGAAGGACCAAAAAGCCCUGCUCUUCCUCGACCAGAUUCCGCUGCAGGUCGAGGCCAGGCAGCUGGAGCUCCUGGACCUGCCGGUGCUCCCAGACCAAAUAUUCCUCCCCGAGCUGGAGUGAUCAGUUUGCCCCCUCAGACUCGUCCACCACCACCCUCUCAUCCUGGAGCACCCAGGCCCAUCCCUGAGGUGCAUCCCGGUGCCCCUCGGCCCAUCCCAGACACCCACCCUGGAGCCCCACGACCUAUACCCAGUGCUCAGGCCAAACCGACUGACCUGCCUCUGGGUCCCCCUCCUUCAGGUCCUCCACCCUCAGGACCUCCUCCUGCAGGCCCACCUUCAGGAAGACCACCGGUUUCGUCACCCAUGCAGCCACCCAUGCAGCCUCAACCAGCUGCCCCUUCAUCUCAGCCUCAGCUUCCACCGCCGAUGCAGCCCUCACUUCCAGCUCCUCUCCUGCCGCAGCAAGCUGCAGCUCCCAAAGCAGCUGCUCCAUCUGCUUCACCUGCCGCCCCAGCCGGGCCUCAGCAGGGUUUAGCCUCUCCUAAACCCCCGCCACGUUCCCGCUCCUCUCAUGCUCUGCCGCCUGAUGCUGCCAAGUCUGAUACAGCCCCAGCUGCAGAGACCAAUGGACUGAAUGGAAUCCAAAGAGAAGCACAAUGGAAGCCCGACCCCUUUGACACACUCACAUCUGACUUCCUGUCCUCCUCCUCCUCAUCUACCUGGCACACCACCCAGUCCCUGACCAGAGGCUCUUCUCUGCGUACUCCCCCCGCCGUUCCCAAAUCAAUGUUCUCCUCCACCACGCUCCCUUCAUCCCUCUCUUUCCAGUCCUCUGCUCUGUCAGACCUGCAGGCCUUUGAUUCCUCCUCUUCUUCCUCACUCUCCACCCCGUCACCAUUCGCAUCCUCGCUGCUCCCUCCUCCUCCGGUCCCAUCUCGCAGCCGUUCUCAGGAGACGCUGCGUGCCUCCCCCAACCCCUUCCCGACGGACUCGCUGCCUGCCCGACCCAGCAGCACCAACCCCUUUACAGGCCCGCUGGUGCAGCAGCAUCAGCAGCGGCGAGCGCUCACCCCAGACUUCAGCUCCCACCAUCCAGCCCCAACAGCAGACCUUCAGAGAACCCUGUCUGCUCUUACUCCACCACUCAUCCCUACCUCUGCUCCAAUGGCAGCCCCUGCAGCUGCACCCACCUCCCAGCUCCACAGGACUGUGUCCCUGUUUGGACCAUCCCCAAGUCUUAACCCCUCACCUGCUCCUCUGCUCCCUCUCGCCCCUGAACCAUCUCCUGCCCCUGCCCUCCCCCUGUCGUUGCCCUCCUCAAUUCCACCUGCCCUUGCACCUCGUCCCCAGCCGCCUCCCCCAGCAGGGAAACCUGCUCAGCAGUGGGUCACUUUUGAUGAUGAUUUGGAUUUUCCAUCUGCAACCAAAACACAACAGAACCCUGUCUUCCCUUCCAGUUCAAUACUGUCCCAAAGUCAGCCUCCGCCUCCAAGCUCUGUGUUUGACUCGGAGCCCAAGUGGUUGUCCUCCGCCCCAACAGCAUUCCCAACGCUCCCCCCUCCCAUCCCAAAAAUAACUGCAACCAGUAACAAAAGGCUCCAAAAGGGAGCCGGUGACAGCUGCUUGUUCCCAACGGAGUCGACAGAAAGAUAGGAUCACCCUUCACAUAUAAAGGGCAUAUCCAGAUAUGUAUAGAUCUAUAAUAAAUGUGUAUAAGUGUGUGUAUGUAAUAAAGAGACAGUAUUUAAGAAGCAUAGACCAAUCCCCUUCUGAAUCACAGGAAAGGAUUUAUAUCUGGAGUGGUAAUGUGAGAAGCGAGUGAGCCUAAAUGUGUGUUCUAACUUUACGACAGAGAUGUUUGCUUGUUCCCUGAUAUUAACACUUAUUUUAAUAUGAAUCCUUCUGAUGUUUAUUUUUAUUUAUGGCAGCAAACAUGUGCCUGUGUCUACCGUGUAUUGUUAUGUAAACUAUAUCUACACGCACAAAUCGUGUGUAACCCACCUGUGCAAUAUCAAGACACGUUUGUGUGGCUCUGCAGCUCGCUGCGUUCGCCUGUGAGGUUUCAUGUAAAUCUGUAUAACUUCGCUACUGCUACACCUGCCGACACACUGCGGUUCAUAUCCCUCAUUCUGACUGAUUUGUUCAUCAGAGGGGAAUUCUCAGAGUAGAUGGUAACCUUCUACUUUCUUGGUUUUUGUCUCCUAGCAGAAGGCUAUACGCUGCAGGUUUUACAUUAGCCCCCAAAUCAGGUUGUUUUGACUUGCAAAUAGUUAGCUGUACGUCUCGUCUGUUCUUUUUCGUCUGAGAGAUGCAAAUUUAAAAGUGGCAUUGCGUGCUUGCUUUUAUCUUGAAUGUACUUUAUUUGGCACUGGGUCUCGUCAUCGCCUCGUUGCUGACACCACAGUGUGAAAACAAGCAGCACGAGUCAGUCGGUCCAACUGUCCACUACCACAGGACUGAUGCUCUGUAAUGUCUCACCCGUCUGACAGUAAAGCAUUAUGUACUUUCUCUAUCCAGUCAUCUUUUGUUGAUAGGCAGUUACGCUCAGCUGGAGAUAUUUUGUAGCUCUUUAUCAAAACCUAUACAUAGUGAUUAUGUAUAAAUGUACGUUUUCAAUACGGAAACUACUCGCUAAAUGUGUGCGUAUGUGAUGACCAUGCCAGUGGUUUGCACAAAGUUGCUGAUAUGCACUGAAAUGCUGUGUGUGCUCUCCUGGUUGUGUUGUGUGUCGAUGGCAUAAAUUGAGGGCGUGUAGAUUGAACAGAUGUGAGCGCUGUUUGAUUUUCUCCCUCUCUGCAGUGUUUGGAUCCUUCUAGAUUGUUCCAAAGCAUCCAACCAUGCUGUUGUAAAUUCAGAGGAUGCCGUGUGCGUGUGUUUGCUGUUGCUCCGAGUACGAAAAGGAUGUGAUUUAGGUCUGUGGACAUGGCACUGAACACAUGCCAUCCAUAACAAUGAGAGGGCACUUCUUUUUCUUUUUUUAAACUUUUUGUUUAUCGACAAAGUCAUGCUUAUCAUUUCUAAUAGCAUUUACUCUAAAUAAUCUAAUAUCGUUACUGUGGUGAGAAGUGAUGUAAUGUGUUUGAGGUGCAUAUCGUCCGUCGUCGUGUUUAACAGUGUUUGUGUUUGGAUGUGGGUGUGUGUACAGAGUUAAGAGUGGAAUACUGGAGCUGUUCCCUUAGGAAAGUCUUCACUUUUCAGUAUAAGCAGUGUAUUUCCUUACAGGUUCUGAACUAACAGCCACCGUAUUCACUCGUUCACGGCUGUAACUGUGUAUCUGCUCUCCUGCCUGCCAGCAGCUAUGGAACAGCAUCACUGUAUGUGAAAAGAAUACAAUGCAGGACUUUGUUCCCCCCUCCCUCUAAACCACCUAAAUGAGAAUUCCUCUGUAGCAACACUUAACAGAUUAUUCACCACUUUGACUGAAUACGUUGACAGAACUACACAGUAUGCUCAGACACAAAUGCAUCACCAGAAAACAUUUCCAGUUGAAUGUUGUGUCUUUAUCAGGCGCAAUGUGGCACAUUCCAGACAGUAGUGAGAUUUGAGUGUUGAGUGUCAAAUCCAGCUGUGAUAUCCAACCCAUGCUUGUUUCCUCCUGUUGAGGGUUUUUGUUACUGAGACUCUCCGAUAUCUUUCUUGAGGUGUGUGUGUGUGUAUGUGUGUGUGCAGUGUUGUCAGAGGUGAUGUGUCAGUAUUUCGCCCUGUACUGUACUUUCACUGCUGAUGGUCGGCGUUCGUGUUGACGGUAAAGGCAAGCAAUAGACGUCCAAAAGGAUCAGCGGUCGUACCAUCCUCCCUAACACAACACACGCCAGCUGUUGGAGACUAAACACAUGCCGUUCCCCCAGCCCUCAGAAAUUAUGUAAUCGGCUAAAAUGCCUGAAAAGCUAUUUGAUGGAACGCAAAGAAAGAAACUUCAGAUGUAGGAAGGUCCCAGCUAACUAAUGCUUCUACGCUAUGUUUAAACACAUCCACAAUAAGAAUAAAAAAAACUUCAUUCACUGCAUUGAAAGCAGUAGCUAUCUAUGUAAGCAAGUGUAUCAGGCUGCCUUUGCUUACAUGUCGGUGUCAUCUCUUAAAUGCAUUUAUUGUGUUAUCCAAAUGUGCGCAGUAGAUACUGUAUCUGCAUUAACAGUAGGUGACUAGCCAGUGCUUUGUGUCAUGUCACGGUUCAAGAUGAGAUUUUAUAGGAAACAAAUUGCUCCUUUUGUGAGGUUGGUGUCCCUUUUUAUGGCUAUAAUCCAUAGUAAAUAAAAUUCUGUGUUGUGGAACAUAUUCUGUAUGUAUUAAAGUGCAAACAUGAAACUGUAAUUCAUGUUAUUAUCAAACGUUCCAUAUUUUAAGUGCCCAGCAGAUGGCACAUUUAUGUAUGAAGCAGUUUAUGUUGUAUGUAUGCAAAAAUAAACGUAUGUUGACAUGA